AUGGAGACUCCUAAAGGCAUCGAACUCACUCCUGCACCUACCCUUGUGGUAGAUCCCAUAAACGAGAAGGAAAAGUCUAUUAUCGAAGAGGCUGAAGUCACUGAGCUCGCAAACACCAAAGCCCUCCGAAAGUAUGCGUUGCUCGCAGUCUUCUGUCUGGGUCAAUUUCUUGAUACCAUGAACAACUCGGCCAUGUUCCCAGCUAUCCCAGCCAUUUCGCAUCAAGUUGGUCUGACUGAGAGCGACUCCGUCUGGCUUUUUGCCGCAUAUCAGGCAACAUUCGCCUCGUUCUUGCUCAUUAGUGGACGUAUUUCUGACGUAUACAACCCCAAACCUGUUUUCAUCUUGGGCACUGCGUUCUUCGGACUUAUUUCGCUUGGUGGAGGUUUCAUCAACGAUAAGAUUCCGUUGUUAGUCCUGCGAGCUCUACAGGGAAUUGGUGCAUCGCUUACCAUUCCCUCUUCCCUCAACCUGAUCAUCCAACUGUUCCCGGAUCCUCAGGAACAAAGUCGAGCGAUUGGCUUGUUUGGCGCCAUGGGAGCCAUCGGAAAUGUACUUGGAACCAUUGUUGGUGCCGUUCUUGUGAAUACACUUCAUGGAGUCAUUUGCAUCAUUUUGAUUCCCAAGACCGCGCAGAACAAAGAGAAUAAGAAGUCGACCUUUGACUUCGUUGGCGUGUUCCUCCUCACAGUGCGGUUAUUCUUAGCACUUGCCGUAGCAUUCUUCUUCUGGGAAGCCCGUAUCGAUGAGGAUAGUGCAGCAUUACCUCCAAAGCUGUGGUUCUACAAGAACUUCGCUGUUCUCUUUGGAGUUGCCCUCAUGCCAUAUUUCUGGUGGGUUCAAAUCUACCUCACCUUUUCGGCAUAUUGGCAAGAUCAUCUGCACUGGUCGAGCAUCAUCGCUGGAGUCAAGUUCUUGCCUCUUGGAAUCGUUGCCGGUCCUAUCAUGGUCAACGCUGGACGCAUUGCUCGCAUCGGCCAGCCCAAGUGGAUGAUCUUGGGUGGUUUAACGGCAGCAUUCAUUGCAACCAUCUUGCUUCCAUUUUCUGAUCGCCCUCAUGACCGUUACUGGCCACUCGAUUUCCCGGCAUUCAUCAUCGGUACUGCUGGCACUUCAAUCGCCUUUGUUCUCACCAAUAUCAAUAUCUUCCGCACUACUCCAUCCCGGUAUGCCGGCACAGUUGGCGCUGUUUUCAACGCAGCCCUUCAACUCGGAAGUGCUAUAGGCACCUCUGCGACCACUUCUAUCCAAGCCUCGGUAGACGUACGGAACGUUGGGAAGGAGGGUUCCACCGGAUUCGAGGGACGCUCUGCGGCUCUUUGGUUCUUGCUUGCCUGGGUCGGGCUCGAGAUCAUUGGAGUUGCGGUGUUCUUCCAACGCUCCGCAAAGUCCCCCCUUGACGAAGAAGCGGCAGAAGGAAAGGCGGGGCCCAAGGUCGUGGUCCAUUAG
Rhizoctonia solani is the source of this 1449-nucleotide messenger RNA. RefSeq names its product major facilitator superfamily transporter. Gene Ontology annotation, cellular component: membrane. The coding region runs from base 1 to 1449 and encodes 482 amino acids. The record is from RefSeq and is a predicted model, not a curated record. The transcript is spliced from 8 exons. NCBI's taxonomy places the organism in Eukaryota, Fungi, Basidiomycota, Agaricomycetes, Cantharellales, Ceratobasidiaceae. Gene Ontology annotation, molecular function: transmembrane transporter activity. Gene Ontology annotation, biological process: transmembrane transport.